Molecule: messenger RNA, 4140 nt
Organism: Phacochoerus africanus (Common warthog)
Lineage: Eukaryota; Metazoa; Chordata; Mammalia; Artiodactyla; Suidae
Gene: MAGEL2
Product: MAGE family member L2
Exons: 1
Coding region: 156-3737 (1193 amino acids)
Biological process (GO): negative regulation of transcription by RNA polymerase II
Cellular component (GO): nucleus
Source: RefSeq, a predicted model, not a curated record
GCGGAAAGCUGCAGAGCUAAGGGCACUCACUUCCUAUUCACCAGUCAGCGGGGAGGAAUCCUCUCAGCAGCCACGUAGGCAUUCUCUUCUCUCUGGAGGAAAAGGCCCAGCAGCUGUCGGACGAAAAGGCUCACCAGCUGUCAGAGCAAAGGGACAUGUCGCAGCUAAGUAAGAAUUUGGGUGAUUCGAGUCCCCCGGCGGAGGCCCCUAAGCCUCCGGUCUAUAGCCGCCCUACGGUUCUGAUGCGGGCCCCGCCUGCCUCCUCCCGGGCUCCGCCAGUCCCUUGGGAUCCACCUCCAAUUGAUUUGCAGGCUUCACUGGCCGCUUGGCAGGCACCUCAGCCUGCCUGGGAGGCCCCGCAGGGCCAGCCGCCUGCCCCCGUGGCUCCGAUGGCCCAACCUCCAGCCCUUGGGGCUCCGAUGGUCCAGGCUCCCCCUCUGGGAGGGCCGAUGGGCAAGCCUCCGACUCCCGGAGUCCUGAUGAUCCAUCCUCCCCCUCCGGGAGCCCCGAUACCCCAGCCUCCGACUCCGGGAGUCCUGAUGAUGCAUCCUUCGGCUCCCGGAGCCCCCAUGGCCCACCCUCCUCCUCCGGGGACCCCAAUGGCCCACCCUCCCCCUCCUGGGACCCCGAUGGCGCAUCCUCCCCCUCCUGGGACCCCAAUGGCCCACCCUCCCCCUCCUGGGACCCCGAUGGUCCAUCCUCCCCCUCCUGGGACCCCGAUGGCGCAUCCUCCCCCUCCGGGGACACCGAUGGCUCAUCCUCCCCCUCCGGGGACCCCGAUGGCCCAUCCUCCGCCUCCUGGGACGCCGAUGGCCCAGCCUCCAGCUCCAGGAGUCCUGAUGGCCCAGUCUCUGACGCCGGGAGUCCUGAUGGUCCAGCCGCCUGCACCAGGAGCACCGAUGGCCCAGCCUCCACCCCCCGCAGCGUUGAUGGCCCAGCCUCCGCCUCCAGUAGCCCCGAUGGCCAAGCCUCCAGGUCCUGGAGUCCUGAUGAUCCAUCCUGCAGGCUCGAGAGCUCAGAUCACCCAGCCUCCAGCUACAGGAGCACCGAUGGUACAGCCGGCAGCCCCACCUGCGCAGCCGAUGGCUUCCUGGGCCCCACAGGCUCAGCCCCUGAUACUUCAGAUCCAGUCACAGGUUAUAAGGGCUCCUCCGCAGGUUCCCCAGGGCCCGCAAGCCCCGCCGGCGCAGCUGGCCACACCCCCGGGCUGGCCAGCCACCUCGCCGGGCUGGCAGGCCCCGCCGCAAGGCUGGCAGGCCACGCCCCUGGGCUGGCAGGCCACACAGGUCACCUGGCAGGCUCCCACGAUUGCCUGGCAGGCUCCUCCACCUGUGCGCCAGGGGCCACCACCCAUCCGCCCUGGCCCUCCGCCCAUCCGUCCAGGUCCCCCACCUGUGCGCCAGGCCCCGCCCCCAAUCCGCCAGGCACCACCACUGAUCCGCCAGGCACCACCACCCAUCCGACCUGCCCCACAGGUCCUGGCCACCCCACCACCUCUCUGGCAGGCCCUGCCACCCCCACCCCCUCUGCGGCAGGCCCCGCAGGCUCGGCUGCCCACCCCACAGUUGAGGGCAGCCCCGCAGGUACGAGCAAUUCCACCAAUUCGGGCGGCCCCGCAGGUGCCAACUGCCCCACCAGCACCGCAGAUGCCCACUGCACCUCCUGCUGGCCCGCAGGCACCCCAGCCUGUGAUGCCAGCCCCUCUGCCGGCGCCACUGUCGGCCCCACAGGCUGCGCACUGCCCACCCAUCAUUUGGCAGGCCCCAAAAGGACAAGCCCCGGUGCCACAUGAGAUGCCGUCGUCGAUGGAGUUCCAGGAAGUGCAGCAAGCCCAGGCCCUGGCCUGGCAGGCUCCAAAGGCCCCGGGGCACUUCUGGCAGCCUCUGCCCACCCAGGAGGCCCAGAGGCAGGCCCCCUCACUGGUUCAGCUGGAGCAGCCCUUUCAGGGGGCCCCCACCUCCCAAAAGGCCCUGCAAAUCCAGCUACCCACCCAGCAGGCCCAGCCCUCGGGCUCGCAGGCAGAGCUGCCAUCCCUGCAACUCCAGCCCUCCUGGCAGGGCCCCCCCGCAGCCCUGCAGGGCCAGCCCGGAGCACCCUUAGCGGGAGCAAAUUUUCCCAUGGGCUCCGCUAAAUCAUUGAUGACUCCAUCAGGAGAAUCCAGGGCCUCAUCUAUAGACCGAAGGACCUCUUCAAAAGAGCGUAGGACCUCUUCAAAGGAAAAGGAGCGCAGGGCUCCUUCGAAGGACCGCAUGAUCUUUGGAGGCACUUUUUGUCUUCCCAGAGCAUUGCCAGGUGCCCUGCCAACUCCCUGGAAAAACUUGCCUGCCACAUCAGAGACCUUCACUGCCACCCCAAGGGUCUUUCCAUCUACCUCCCAGUUCCAGCCUUCCUCUUCUAAUGCCUUUAAGGGUCCAUCUUCCACCUCAGACACCCCAAAGUCACUGCCACUUGCUCUGCAGGAUCCAUUUGCCUGCAUUGAGGCCCUGCCUGCCAUCCCCUGGGUUCCACAGCCCAAUGUGAAUGCCUCAAAGGCAUCCAGGGCAGUGCCCACCAUCCUGAUGGCGACAGCAGCUGCCCCGAAGGCGAUGGCCACCACUCAAGAGGCAUCAAAGACCUCCGAUGAGCCUCCGCGGCGCUCAGGCAAGGCCACCCGGAAGAAGAAGCAUCUGAACACGGAAGAGGAAGGCAGUGGCCAGAUGCUGACCAUGCGUCACUGGCAGGCCCCCAGGCACUGGGAAAGUCUGGACUUGAGUGACUGGGAGGUUCAAACCCCAGUCCAGGUUCUGGGUGACUGGGAGGGUCCGAGCACUUCCCGUGGCCUUAGUGGCUGGGAAGGUCCUAGUACCUCCAGGAUCCUGAGUGGCUGGGAAGGGCCCAGCACUUCCUGGGCCCUGAGUGCCUGGGAGGGACCAAGCACCUCAAGGGCCCUGGGUCUCUGGGAAAGCCCAGUUAGCCCUCCCUCCUUGAUCAUCUCUGAGCUCCCUAAUCUUGCUCAGGGAUUCAGUGCCACCCAGGAUGAUCCCAAGCUGGAGACUCAGCCACUGUCUCCCUUGGAUGAGAGGGCAAAUGCACUGGUGCAGUUCCUCUUGGUCAAGGACCAAGCCAAGUUGCCCAUCAAGCGUUCAGAGAUGGUGAGGUUCAUCAUCCGUGAAUAUAAAGAUGAGUGCUUAGAAAUCAUCAGCCGUGCCAGCCACAAGCUGGAGUGUAUCUUUGGUUAUCAAUUGAAGGAAAUUGAUCCCAAAACCCACUCUUACAUUAUCGUCAACAAGGGGCAGAAGGGUGACUCAGCAGCACCCUAUUUUGACAGGCCCAAGCUAGGCCUCCUGAUGGUGGUCCUGAGCCUUAUCUUCAUGAAAGGCAACUGUGUCAGACAGGACCUGAUCUUUAAUUUUCUGUACAAGUUAGGGUUGGAUGUCCGGGAGACUCAUGGUCUCUUUGGAAACACAAGGAAGCUCAUCACCGAAGUGUUUGUGAGGGAGAAGUACCUAGAGUACAGGAGAAUCCCCUUUACUGAGCCAGCGGAAUACGAGUUCCUCUGGGGCCCCCGGGCAUUCCUCGAAACCAGCAAGAUGCUUGUCCUGAAGUUUUUGGCCAGGCUCCAUAAGAAAGAUCCACGGUGCUGGCCAGCCCAGUACUAUGAAGCCUUGGCUGAGUGUGAGUCUGAAGAUUUGGAUGAGGAUGAGCCUGGCCCCGGUGAUAAUGCAGAUGACCCCACCAGCAGCCCCCCUCCCCACUAAUGAGGUUUAGCAAAUCUCUUAUUUUUCCUUUGGGUCCCUGGCCUGAGGCCACUGACAGGGUGGGGUGGGGGGGGACGUUUUGUUUCUGGUGUUUCCGUUCCAGUUCUAUGUGUGUAAGUUUGGAUUUCCAUUUGCUUUUGUAUCUGCCAAAGCUUUGUACAUUUUCAUGUGGUGUUGAUUUCAACUGGCUACUGUUCUAUUUGGUAUUUUGGCAUCUGUAUUUUUAAGUGAGAUCUGUGACUCUCUGUUUGUGUUAUAAUUGUGUUAUAAUUGUUUUGGUAUCAGAGUUGUGCUGGCUUUGUGAAAUGAAUUGAGAAGCUAUCCAUCUCAUUCUGGUACAGAUUAUGUAGCGUUAAAAUAGGCUGUUCUUUGAACGUUAAAUGACUCAUCAGUAAAAGCUGUC